UAGGAGUUUCGUUCAAAUUGUAUUCGAACGCUGAAGCGAACGGUCGUACUAUUUCCCAAAAAACUGCGAGAGUUUCAAUACUCAACCAAAAAGCAAACAACUCAUCUUAUAAACUUGCAAUCAAAGUAAAAACUAUCACAAGAAAUUGAAAAUUUUCAAAGUCAAAAGAAAGCGAAAAAGUGUUUCAAUUGUGUUGUGAAAGGAGUUUCGAAAAUACAAACAGUGUAAAAACUGCGCAAAACGAAAUAAAAAUUUGUCAGUGUGAAUUUUUCAAGUUUUCGAAAAUUAUUUUUUAACAAAAAAUUAUUAAAAGAGAACAGUGACUGCAAAUUGUGUAGGCUUAACGCUUAAAAACAUUAAAACUAUUGCUUGAAAUUUCAAAAUCCGUUUUCGAAUUUUCAAAUCGUUGCCAAAUAAAGCAAACACAUCUUAAAUGAUCACACACUUACUAUCCUGAUAGUGUCUGCAGUGUUUUUCUGUGUGUGCGUCUUUCAAAUACCUGCCUAUUAUUUCCAUCAAAAAGUUGGCGUUUUUAAUAUCGUGUUGUAAACGAAAAGCUAACACAACAAAAUGGCUUUUGCAAUUAUGAGCCGUGGCUUUUUGCGCACUUCCAAAGAAAUGCUGGAACGCAGCAUCGCCGUGGGCAAUGCUGCAAUCUCCCAUUGUUUCAUGGACAUUGAAGCCAAUCAUUCCACCGUUGCACUUGUACAGCAUCGCUCGACUUGCACAGCUAUCAACGCGGCAACGCUGCCCACAGCUGGUUUUAUGAGGCCCGUCUGCAACGGCAGCUAUUGUCUGUUGAAGCCCAGGGUGAACAAUUCGUAUUUAAACAAGCGUAAAAGUAGCUCGAAGAAACGGGUGUCCACGGUAGCAUCAUCAAAACGUGACGAAGAAAGUGAUAGCGAUUCGGAUUCCGACGAUGAAUUUGAACAUAAACGUGCGAGCGUACGCGCCAAGUACAGUGCGAGGGGCGAUUCUGAGUUCUGGCGUCGCAAAAUGCGCACGCUCCACCGCAUACUCGACGUCAAUCGCGAUGGCGUUGUGUCAUUUGACGACUACAAAUUGCUUGCCAAACGCUUUACGGACUUGGGUCAUCUCACGCCCGAGAUGUCGGCCGAGUUCGAGGAGGUCAUGCGUCAAACAUGGGUGGAGCAAUUCGGCGAAAUUACGCCAUAUAAUUUAGUGACUGCCGAGCAGUUCUUGGUGGAGGUGCAUCAUCGUCUCAACGACGAACAGUUGGAGAAGCGCAUUGGACGCUUUUUACCCUAUUUAUUCAAGGCCGUUGAUUAUGAUCACACUGGCCAUUUGGAUCUCGAACAGUAUAAGCUGUUCUUCCGCUGUCUGGGUCUUUCGGAUGAAGAUGCUGCUAUUUCUUUUGCUGUGAUAGACAAAAAUGGCGAUGGCCAAUUGUCCUUAAAAGAGUUUCUACAUUUGGGACGUCAAUAUUUCCUAACCGAAGACGAGACGAAAAUAUCGAAAAUGUUCUGGGGUCCAUUGAUCGAUCAUUGACUUGUUGAACAUGCGUACACCGCUGUGUUGGAGUUGUUGGCGCGCGGCAAAUUUCACGAUCUACAUCGCGCGCAAUAUAUACUCUACAUACUCUGCAUGCAAAGUGUCUCGGAGCAAUUUGGUAUUUUCAACGACGACAUCUAUGGAGGAAACCCUUUGCUAAGACUAUUAUUUUAUGUUAAUACAUUUAUUUUUAUAGCGGUAACGUUGCGUUCGUACGAACGUGG
Bactrocera latifrons is the source of this 1736-nucleotide messenger RNA. RefSeq names its product sarcoplasmic calcium-binding protein (gene CBP). Gene Ontology annotation, molecular function: calcium ion binding. The record is from RefSeq and is a predicted model, not a curated record. Lineage: Eukaryota; Metazoa; Arthropoda; Insecta; Diptera; Tephritidae. Bases 571 to 1509 code for a protein of 312 amino acids. The transcript is spliced from 5 exons.